AAGUACGUAACAGGGGAUUGUGGGAAAUUGGAGGAACGCUAAGCGGGCCGCUUAAAGGGCCAGACUAAAAUUUGCGCGUCUUCGUAGGCAACUUUCCCGCCUUCAAGCGUUCAAGAUUUGGAAGAUCCUUCUGGCUGACAGUUGCUUUUUUUGGGUUUUGGUGAAUGAAUAUAAAGAAAAUGAAAAUAUUGCAUAUACUUCUCUGAGACCGAUACAGAUUACAACUAGAAGGAAAACAGCUAAGGUUUAUCUCUACCCGUUUUCGCUCAGCAAUCCCAAGCUAGGCCUGUUUAAGUUGUCCAAAUCCCCGGUUGAGAACGAGUCUAGCAGUGAAAUGGUCCAAAAAAAGACAGAUCAGAAGAAAACUUGUAGAAGGGUUUUAACUUCAAAGAUGAAGGCCUUAUCUUCCGAGGCAGAGUCCCGCCUGCUGAAACCGUCUUUGGAUUCUCAUACUGAAAGUAGCGAGCUGGAACACAAGAGCACCUCGGAUCCAGUGACUCCUAGUGUGGACAUGGAGAGCAGCGACGAAGACAGCGCACCAGGCCCGGAUGAUUUUUCAGGAUUGUCACCUUAUGAGAGGAAGAGAAUGAAGAACAUCAGAGAAAACGCAAACUUUUUUGCUUCCCUUCAGUUAGCUGAGUCAGCUGCAAGGCUCCGUGGAAUGAUAAAGAAGAACCAGCCACCUGAAUCAAAGAGAAAGAGGCCUAAGAAGAAAGAAAAUGAAGUCGGAUGUCGAAGGUCCAUGCGGUUGUUGAAAGUAGACCCUUUGGGAGUUUCAUUGCCAGCAUCUCUAACACAGCCAACGCUUGUAGAAGAAGAGACUCCUAUGAUACCUCCUGGACCCUUAGAAAUGAUUCCUGAAAACCAAGAUGACCGCAGCGAACUGUUCAAAGCCUCUCUGAAGACAUGGGCAGAGAUGAGUCAGACAAGUAAUGAGAAGACCAAGAAGGGGCUAUCUAGUAUUAAAAGCUACAAAGCCAGUUUAAGUGGUAUGGUCGUCAGCGAAGCCACUGUUCGUAAGGUGACCAAAGGAGCGAUCUCCUCUGUGGCUAUCCAUCCAUCGGGAGUGAGGACCUUGGUAGCAGCUGGGUCCAAGUCUGGACAAGUUGGACUCUGGGAUUUGACCCAGCAGAGUGAAGAUGGGGCGUAUGCCUUCUGUCCUCACAGCCAGCCUGUUAGCUGCCUUUCCUUCUCACCCACCAACCCAGCCCACCUACUGUCCCUGAGCUAUGACGGCACCGUGCGCUGUGGCGAUUUUUCCACGGCUGUGUUUGAAGAGGUGUACAGGAACGAGAGAAAUAGCCUGUCCUCCUUUGACUUCUUGGACGAUGCCUCCACUCUGCUAGUGGGACACUGGAGUGGACAUUUGUCACUGGUGGAUAGAAGGACACCUGGGACUUCUUACGAGAAGUUUAUAAAUUCGUCUUUGGAAAAAAUCAGAACUGUUCAUGUCCACCCGUUAUCCAGACAGUAUUUUAUCACGGCAGGAUUGAGGGACGUUCAUGUUUAUGAUGUCAGGUGCCUGAAGUCCGGGAAAAGCCAGCCUUUGAUCUCCCUGACUGAGCACUCUAAGAGCAUCGCCUCUGCGUACUUCUCCCCGGUUACUGGUAACCGAGUGGUGACCACAUGUGCUGACUGUAAGCUCAGGGUCUUCGACAGCAGCUCCUUAUCUUCCCAGUUUCCUCUCGUCAGCACCAUCAGGCACAACACUAUCACUGGGAGGUGGCUAACAAGGUUCCAAGCUGUGUGGGACCCUAAACAAGAAGAUUGCUUCACAGUUGGGAGCAUGGCCCACCCACGGCGGGUAGAAGUCUUCCACGAGACGGGGAAGAAUGUGCAUUCUUUUUGGGGAGAAUGUCUUGUAUCUGUGUGUUCCCUCAGUGUUAUGCAUCCUACACGAUAUAUUCUGGCUGGAGGUAAUUGCAGUGGGAGGUUACAUGUUUUUAUGCACCAAGAAACCUGAGUUAUGGGGUAGGGUCAACAAACUGUUCCAAUUGCUCUGUAGCUAAGGAACCUAGAGACUUGUUGGACUCAACUUCGUGCAUCUGUCUGGUCAUGUGGCAUACUUAGUAAAUAGAGCAUUGCUUUCCCAGGGAGACCUCCAUGCAGAAUGUGCUAAGAUCAUGGCAUGUUCCAGUGCACUUGUCCGCUUCCAGCACUUCUAAUUAGGCUGUAUUUUUCAAAAUUCUAACAUUCUAAAGUUUUCAGUGGUCAUUAUUAACCUUUUGUGGCAUAAUGAGACCAUUUUGAUGCAAUAGUAAUCUAUAGAUCUGUGAUUUACUUAGUUUGGGGUAAAUAUUUAUUUCUCAACACUGGACUAGGUCCUAGAAGGUCAUCUAAUUAUGAAACAUUAUUGAACUGCAGAGACUGUCCCAUGUUUGACAAGUAUUCUGCUGACUCAUACCCCACCUUUGAAACUUAAAUGGUUGUUUUGCUUUGUUCUUGAGACUGGAUCUUGCUAUGUAGCCGAGGUUAGCUUUGAACUUAGUCCUUCUGCCUCACUUUUCCAAGUGCUAGGACUGUAGGUAUGUACUGCAUGCCCAGCCAGAACUUAGUUUCAUAAGCUAAGAGCUGUUUUUGAGUCCUUGUAUCUCAGUUCAGUGUUACUUGAAACCCCAGAAUGGUCACUGGAGAACAGAUGGCUUCUAUGACUCGGGCCCACUUGGAGCUCUGUCCUCUGCCUCUGGGUGGCUCCUGAAAUGGCCCAGGACAGCACUGUGUUUUAACUCACACC
Messenger RNA from Rattus rattus (black rat), 2734 nucleotides. RefSeq names its product WD repeat domain 76 (gene Wdr76). Gene Ontology annotation, biological process: regulation of DNA damage checkpoint. The coding region runs from base 335 to 1963 and encodes 542 amino acids. Gene Ontology annotation, molecular function: protein binding; DNA binding. Lineage: Eukaryota; Metazoa; Chordata; Mammalia; Rodentia; Muridae. The transcript has 13 exons. The record is from RefSeq and is a predicted model, not a curated record. Gene Ontology annotation, cellular component: nucleus.